UCGGCCACGCGGCCCAGGCAAACGGCCAGCGGCUUUGUCUCGCUGCGGCCCUUGAGACGAUACACAGCGCCCAGUGCCUCCGAACAGCUCGCCGAACAGGCCAGGCCGUACAACGUGUCGGUGGGGACGGCCACCACGGCGCCGGCGCGCAGCUCGGCCACCGCAGCCCGCAGCGCCUCGGUCCAGCCGGCGCGCUCGGGGCUUGCGGCCGGCCCCGCCCCACUCCCCGGGAGCCGCAGCAGCCGGGCCCCCGGCGCCGCCGGAGCGGGGCUCGGGGGACGGAGGAGGCGGCCGCUGCGGGCAGAGCCCACCGGCCCAUCGCUCAACCCCAUGCUGGAAGCCACUGCGGCCCUCAACCGGGUGCACGGUCGCGCAGGAGACAUCCGCCCAGGCCCGCUUCCUGGAGGAAGUGACGCACCCAACAGGCUUCCGGUCCGGGAGGCUCGGCCCCACCUCCGCGCCGGGCAGCUUAAAGGGACCACGACCCCCAGGAGGAUUGAAGGAGACCGGUGGGGACGGGGCGGGGCACAGCUUUGCGGAGCACUAGCGCAACGCUGGGGAGGGGGGGCGGCCGAAAGGGGGGCGGUGGUCGGGCCGCGCAGGCGGAGAUGGAAUGGGGCCCGGGCUCAGACUGGUCACGGGGGGAGGCUGCCGGCGUGGACCGCGGGAAGGCGGGGCUGGGGCUCGGCGGGAGGCCACCCCCGCAGCCGCCCCGGGAUGAGCGCGCCCAGCAGCUGCUGGACGCGGUGGAACAGCGACAGCGGCAGCUCCUGGACACCAUCGCCUCUUGCGAGGAGAUGCUGCGGCAGCUGGGCCGCCGUCGCCCAGAGCCGGCUGGUGGCGGGAAUGGCUCAGCCAAGCCUGGAGCGCUGCCCCAACCAACUGUUUCCUCCAGAGGUGGCUUUCCAAAGGAUGUUGGUGAUGGAGCUGCGGAGCCAUGACCAUCCCCGAGCCGGGUGCCCUGACAUCUCCUUCCCCAGGGAUGGUGGCUGGACUCAGAACAACUCCCUUCAGUUAAGGGGACCAGUCUUCACAGGCAGUGGCUGGUACUUGGCCUUCAACCUGGGUGGCAGCGCUUGCUAGCAGCUGGGUUCACUCCCACUUCUUCCUGGCUGAAGGCCGUGCUGCGCUUUGAAAUGUAGCCAACAAAUACCCAGUCUGACUAUUUGGAUUUGGGUGGACCAGCAGUGCCCACCAGCAUGGUCUGGCCCACUUUGGGGGUUCCAGGUAGUGUUACAUGUCCAUUUCAUGCUUUGGGGGCUGUUAGCCCCAUAAAACACCUUUGGCAGAGCCUUAAUUAAAAGGAAACCUGCAGACUAUC
Messenger RNA from Octodon degus (degu), 1321 nucleotides. RefSeq names its product chromosome unknown C1orf122 homolog (gene CUNH1orf122). The record is from RefSeq and is a predicted model, not a curated record. Lineage: Eukaryota; Metazoa; Chordata; Mammalia; Rodentia; Octodontidae. The transcript has 3 exons. Bases 609 to 941 code for a protein of 110 amino acids.